Molecule: messenger RNA, 1948 nt
Organism: Solea senegalensis (Senegalese sole)
Lineage: Eukaryota; Metazoa; Chordata; Actinopteri; Pleuronectiformes; Soleidae
Product: P2Y purinoceptor 1-like
Exons: 2
Coding region: 583-1617 (344 amino acids)
Biological process (GO): G protein-coupled receptor signaling pathway
Cellular component (GO): plasma membrane
Molecular function (GO): G protein-coupled receptor activity
Source: RefSeq, a predicted model, not a curated record
UCUACCAGACAGCCAUCAAUUGCCCUGAUCUCGAAAGAUUGGCAUUGGCCACAGAAAAACAAAUAUCACCACGUCUACCUCUAGUUUGCAUAGCACGAUAAAACAGGGUGAUGAAGAACAGGAUCUCAGUUUAUGGAAUCCAAGUUUUUCAGAUUCCCAACCUGUCCUGAAUGCAGACAAUGUAAGUAUUGGAAACAUGCUGACUUUGUGGUUAUUCGGCCAAGUCCUAUCUGAUAAUGUGACCGUUUGCAAUAAUUCUGGGAAGUGCUCAGGUUAUAAAGUCGCCAGAUUUAUAGCAAUAAUCCACUUACAGUGUGCUCAGGAAGGAAGCCUUGGAGCAGGAAAACAAACAUGACAGUAAAGACUAGCAGACCAUCAGUAAAACAGGUGCAUGAGAACAAGCAGAUAUGCAUGUCAGAGGUUUUGUUUAAUCCCCUGAUUACUGUGUUAUAGACACACACACACACACACACGUGCACACAUGGCAGAAGGCAGGGCACCGACAGCUCCUGACACAUGAGAAACACACAGCUGGUGGAAGAGUGAAUGCGAGCGGAGAUGUGAUCGCCGCCUUCAUUCAUCAUGAUACCACUGUUCAACAAUUCACCAGCUAAAGAAGAGGUGCUCCUCGGGUUCCUGAACCAGUCGACCGGAUACUGCAGCCGCUUUGAGAAUGGCCAGUGGUACUGCAAUAUUCUGCUGGUACUCUUCACUUUUGCUCUCCCUGUGGGGAUUGUGGGCAAUGUGGCAGCUCUAAUCAACUUCACAUGCUUCAGGAAAACCUUGAGCACCAGUGACAUUUUCCUGUUGAACGUGGUGCUGUGCGACUCGGCCUGGAUUCUCACCCUCCCCUUCACCCUGUACUUCACCUUCCAGAGGACGCACCUCAAAGACAUUCAGAUCUUCUGCCAGUUCAAGAAGAUCUCCUUCAACAUCAACAUUUACAGCAGCAUCCUCUUCCUCACUCUGAUCAGUUUCGAUCGCUACAUUGGGACCGUGCAUCCCAUCAGCUCUCUCCGGUGGUGGGAUUCAGGCAAAGCCAAGCUGUGCUCCGUGUGCACAUGGAUCGCGCUUGCGUUGACCUCCAUCCCCGACUUAUUUGUCACCUUCGCAAUUCGGCGGCCGGAAAAUGUGACCGUGUGCAUGGAUCACAUUCAUGGUCCCUUUAUUUAUGUCAAGGUCAUCACCAUAAUCAGAACUAUCUUAGGCUUCCUGUUACCAUUAAGCAUCAUGCUGGUUUUUUAUAUCAUGACAGUUGGUGUUUUAAGGCAUCGCCCAAGAGGAAAGCACAGAGCAGCCCAGCGGGCACGGGGGAAGCCUCUGCGCCUCAUCACUGCAGCCAUACUCAUCUUUGUGGUCUCUUUCAUUCCCUACCACAUCAUGGUCGUCAUUCUGGUGCUCAUGAGGAGCAACAACCAGGUCACACCAUCCAACACCGGCAUCCUCUAUGCGUCCUAUGAAUUCUUUGAGGCUAUGUGUACUGUGAGCAGCUGCCUGGACCCGCUACUGUACAUUGCAGCUAGUGAACAAUUCCAGAAGAAGAUACUGGCCUUGAAAAGAGAUGGAUACAAGAGAUUAUGCUGCAGAGCCAGCAGGAGGGUCGGGGUAAUCGGCUAAUUGUUACACAUGUGCCACUCGCAGGGAACAACUGUACAAUUAUCUUGGCCUAAACUAAGUCAUUGCACUUUGGGGACCUGGACGGAAAUGUUUUACAUCACAAAAAUAUUUUUAUUGCAAUGAAUCUGACUCAUUUUGCUGCAAUUUCAACUGCAACCCCUGACCUUCCAGUGCGAAGAUUAACUGCUGAUAUGAUACCAAUAUUAACAGAAAUAUGUAGGGAAGCUAAUGAUGAUAUAACAACAAUUAGAAAAUGUCAAUUAAUAUUUCCCCCUAGCCCAAUUCUACCGCUUUAUCCUCCACCAGAGGGUCUCGGGGGGUGCUGUGCCAA